This is a messenger RNA of Trifolium pratense (red clover), 1004 nucleotides long. Its product is annotated as heavy metal-associated isoprenylated plant protein 28-like. NCBI's taxonomy places the organism in Eukaryota, Viridiplantae, Streptophyta, Magnoliopsida, Fabales, Fabaceae. The record is from RefSeq and is a predicted model, not a curated record. Gene Ontology annotation, molecular function: metal ion binding. The coding region runs from base 98 to 682 and encodes 194 amino acids. The transcript has 3 exons.
UUGAAAUUUCGAGUCUUAAUUUAACCAAAUUGUACAUAUGAUACUAAUACUCACACUAAUUACUUGGGACGAGGAGACAAAUUUCUGAAGAACGCAAAUGGAGUACUCUUCUGCUGAAAUGAGUUGUGUUCUAAAAGUAAAUACACACUGUGAAGCAUGUAAAGUAAAGGUUAUGCAGGUCUUGCAAAGAAUUCGUGGGGUUUACAAUAUAAGUAUUGAUGGAGAAGAAGGGAUAGUGAAAGUUACUGGGAGAGUAAACCCAAAUACAUUAUUGAGUGUGCUUGAAAAAUAUGGAAAACAUGCAGAACUUAAGCAUGUAAAGUUUGAAGGUGAAGUUAUUGAAAGAAAUCCUAAUUCUUAUGGUGAAUAUGGAUAUAAUCCCUAUGAUGGCAUGGCAUAUUCUUCAUAUCCACCACCAAUGCCAUGUCAUCCAUAUCAAGGCUAUCAUGAUCCUUACUAUCCACAUUUUUCUCAACCACCUUAUCCGCCACCACCGGUACCGUACCAAUUUCCACCGCCUCCUCCGUCAGCAGGACCAUUUUGGGCACCGUCACAACCUCAACCGCCACCACCACCUCCCGUGUAUAGUUAUGGACCUCCUCCUCCGGUCACGAAUUUGCCACCUCAAAAUGUGCCCGCAGAAGAGACAUCAUCAAGACCAAACAGAUGUGCAAUGAUGUAGGAACUAUUGCAUAUCUUGUAUAAUGCAGAGAUCUUUGAGUAUAAGGAAAGAAAUUAACCUAAAAAAGGACCUCAGGUUACAUUUGGAGUUUGAUGGCUCAGAUCAGAUGAUCAUAAAUCAUAAUCUUGCCACUUAAGGAAGUGGAUUCAGUCCAUUCUUUAUUCUAAUGAUUCAUUCAUUAUUACUUUGGUUAACUUUGGAGCAUAUCUACAAUUAAGAUGGCAUUUAUUUGCCUCUUGAUCUUAUUAACUCAUGAUUUGCCAUUUUAUUUGGAAGAGGUCAAUAAUCAAUGCAUAUUUGGGUUGACUUUGAAUUGGCACUU